AAAAAAAUAAUUGGACAGUUGCUUGAUUAAGGAGUGGUAGAAGAGUCAUUGUGACAGUUACUAAUAAUCUAUCUAUCUAUUCCAAUUCCAAUGCCAAUUUAUUGAAAGCAAGCUUAGUUCCACUUGAGCUUUCUUUCCACAAAUCACUCUUGCAAAGAAAACCUUAGUGUCACCAACUCCAAAGCUUUCAUCUUCACUUUCAACUAUCACAAUUCACAUCCAAAAGCACUUACAAAAAUAAUCACUUCUUCUAGUGCUUCCAAUCCAAACCACCAACAACCAUCAUAUUCCUACUUAAUCUUCACCAUAAUUCACUCUGAAACUCAAAUUUAAGAGCGCAAUGGAAUCAGAUAAUGGUGUUAUUAUGGAAGACGAAAAACAUGUUAUUGGAGAAACAACUAAGGAGAAUAUACAUAGAGAAAUUGAAGAUAACUCUAAUGCAGAAAUUCAGACCGAAAAUGAAGUAUCUCAAUCUAUAGUAGUAUCUGAAGACAACAAUUCUGUGGUUAUUAAAAACUCUGAAUGUGCCAAGGAACCUUGUGCCAAAAGUGGUGUAGCUUCAAAGAAGACUAAAUCUACCUCCAAAGAUAAACCGAAUUUGAAGGCUGCAACUUCGUCGUCUCAAAGACAACAAAACCUUUCCAAGAGUGUUAGUUUCCCGUCCAAAACGGCUCGUGUUGAAGUGAUGAAGAAAAGCACUGAUGGGAUUCUUCUGAAGACAGAAAAUAAACAUGCUCAAACUGUGGCUUCAACUCUUCAUUCAAAAAAGUUGACAAAUUCAAAAGUGAACACAAAAGAAGCAACAAAAAACCAUGGAAAUUCUAAACAAAGGACUUCUUUGACUUCCAUCAAUAGCUUUAAAAGCUCUGAGAAUUCAAACCCCGCGAAAAGUGAAAAUCCAAAUAAAGAAGACGACGAUGUCCGUUCGACAACUUCAAGUCUUACGCUGCGGAGGAAGAGCAUUGGUUCUGGAUUUUCCUUCCGAUUGGAAGAACGAGCUGAAAAAAGAAAAGAGUUCUUCUCGAAGUUAGAAGAGAAAAUUCAAGAAAAGGAAGCGGAGAUAAGUAAUCUGCAAGAGAAAUCAAAGGAAAGCCAGGAGGCGGAGAUCAAGAAAUUAAGAAAGAGGAUGACAUUCAAAGCAGCUCCAAUGCCAAGUUUCUAUAAAGAACCUCCUCCAAAAGUUGAACUCAAAAAGAUACCUACAACACGUCCAAAAUCACCAAGGCUCGGAAGAAACAAAGGCUCUAUUGGGAACAACAGUUCAGAAAACAAAUCUAGUUCUAGUGCCAUUGCAAAAGUAAAAGGUUAUAAAGACAUGAGUUCGAAGAAACCGAUCAGAAAAACACAAGCCAAUGUACAAACGCAGGAAAUUGCAGUCACAAAAACAGAAAUGGAUUCUGUCGAGUAUGUUACAAAUGACAUUAGAGUAAUAGAGCAAGAUGCGAAAGCGGAUAUAGGAGAAGGCAAUGAAGAAAGUAAAGAUCCACCUCUUGACAUUACUGAAUACCAAAAUGAGAUGGAACUAGAGUCACUAAAUGAACUUGCUAAGAGCAGUACAUUGGUCCUAAAUGCAUCUACAUCAGAAAUUGUAUCCUAUGAAGUUACUGUUGGAGUGUAGAUUGGUGUAUCAGGCUGGAGAGUAUUUAUGUAAACUCAGGAUUUCUUGUUGCCAGUUAUUUCAUUAUUAUAUUGUGAAUAGAGGUUGCUUCA
Molecule: messenger RNA, 1710 nt
Organism: Lathyrus oleraceus (garden pea)
Lineage: Eukaryota; Viridiplantae; Streptophyta; Magnoliopsida; Fabales; Fabaceae
Product: protein WVD2-like 4
Exons: 8
Coding region: 341-1618 (425 amino acids)
Biological process (GO): microtubule cytoskeleton organization
Molecular function (GO): microtubule binding
Source: RefSeq, a predicted model, not a curated record